AUGACACAAAGAGUGGAAGCACAAGGAGGAACUGGAGGAGGUGGUUGGGACGAUGGCAUCAACACUGGUUUAAGGAAAGUGAAUGUGGGAUAUGAUGGAUCUUGUGUGAGUUAUGUCAGGUUCGAAUAUUUCAAUGAUGGCAUGGUGAGGUCACAUGCGCAUGGCGUCCAGAAUAACGAACCGCAAGAGUUUGUCAUCGACUAUCCAAAUGAAUACAUCACCUCCGUGGAAGGAACUUACGCGUAUGUAAGUUACGUUCAUGGCUUCGUUAUCAACUCGCUUAUCUUCAAAACAUCAACGGGAAGAACAUCUGUGAGAUUCGGGAACCAGGGAUUCGUGCUGGAGAAUAAUGGUCGGAAGCUUGUGGGGUUCCAUGGGAGGGCCGGCUUGGCUCUAGAUGCCAUUGGGGCUUAUUUUGCCCCUGACUCGUCAGUAUGGGUUCCGCCCAAGAGACUUGAGGCACAAGGUGGUCCAGGAGGAAACAUAUGGGACGAUGGAGUUUUCGAUGAUGUAAAAAAAGUUUAUGUAGGAAGAGAUGCGGCUUGUGUAACUUACGUCAAGUUCGACUAUGUAAGAGACGGCCGAAUCGAAGAAAUUCGUGAGCAUGGCAAGGUAGUCCAAAUUCCACAAGAGUUCUUGCUUGAUUAUCCAAACGAAUAUAUAACAUCAGUCGAAGGAACAUAUGGUAAAGUGAUCAAUACCAACAAUAACAUCCUCACGAGUCUUGCAUUCACAACAUCAGAAGGAAGGACUUCUCCAACAUUUGGUGCUACAAAGUUUGUGCUCGAAGACAAUGGUCGUCAGAUCGUUGGGUUCCAUGGACGGUCUGGAACCGUUAUUGAUGCCAUUGGAGCAUAUUUUGCUCCCCCACCAUCACCUUGUUGA
Molecule: messenger RNA, 885 nt
Organism: Arabis nemorensis
Lineage: Eukaryota; Viridiplantae; Streptophyta; Magnoliopsida; Brassicales; Brassicaceae
Source: the annotation of a GenBank genome assembly